GCGGCCUGGGACAGCGGGAGGUGUCCCUGCCCACGGCAGGGGUGGCACUGGAUGGGCUUUGAGGUCCCUUCCAACCCAACCAUUCCACGGCUCUAUGACACCCAGGCAGGGAGGAGGAGGAGGAUGAUGAUGAUGGUCCUGCCCUUCUCCCGCCCUCUCCACACGGGGAAAAGAGGAAUAAACGCUUUGAGCCCUCCUGGGAUAGCGCAGCUGGGGCUGGGGGCGAAGGGGCUGCCCAGGCAGGGGGCGGCCCCCCACCCCCGCCCCGCCCCGGGGCUGUCGCCCCCGGCCCUGCCGGAUAAAGCAGCGGAGGAGCAGCCCCCGGCUCCCUGCCCUGUUCCCGGUUUCACCCCUCGCUCCCGGUGCGUCCCGAGGAUGCUGCGCCGCCGCGGAGCCUUCGCGGUGCAGCCGCUCCGCGCUGACCUCGAUGGUCCCUGGGAGUCAGCCGAGAGCUGCAUCGUGCGCACCUCCGCCAGCGUCUACCGCCGGCUGCAGGAGAGCCCGCGGCAGCCCCCGCGGGGCAUGAGCACCCGGGGACCCCCAGCGCAGCCCCCCAGCAGCCCCCCGGCCGCCGGCAGGCCCCUCGAGUCGGAGGAUUCCGGCGUGGAGAUGACCAGCAGCGAGCACUCGCCCUGCGCCCCGCUGUGCUCCCAGAGCCGCUUCUCCCUGGACGGCUUCCCGGCGGAGGAGCCCCCCGGAGAGGAGCCCCCCCGGAGCCCCCGCAGCCGCUCGGCCAGCCGGAGGCUGCUGCAGGCAGCGCAGCGGAGCAGGAGGCAGCGCUGCCCGCGCCAGCUCAGCCGGCGCAGCGCCAGCGCUGCCGACCUGGCAGAGCCCCCGCGGGACCCCCGGGAGGCCGAGGGGGCUGCGGGGGGGCUCCCUCGGGACCCCCGGGCCGUGCCCGAGGCCGCGGUGUCGGGGCAGGGGCUGCGCUACCUGGAGCACGUGUGCCAGAUGCUGGAGCGGCUGGCGCGGCUGCAGCAGGACAGCCGAGCCCUGCGGCAGCGGGCGGCCGGAGCCCGCCCGGCCACCCUGCCCAGCCGGCAGCCUCCGAGGCAGGAUGUGGGCACCUGGAGGGGCGAGGGGUUCCGGCCGCGCUCCUGCUCGGACAGCCAGGCUCCAGCAGCGGACCCCGGGCCGUGCCGGCGGUUGUGGGGACACUCGGUGAGCUCCCCCAGCCUGCUGGAGCCCGCCGAGGGCGGGCCGGGCGUCCCGGCACCGGACAAGGUACGGCCGGGGGGGCUCGGGGAGCGGGGGGGAGCCCCGGGUGCCCCCGCUGACCGCGGCUCUCGCAGGACGGGCGCUCGCACUGGGGCCGGGUGAAGGUGCUGCUCACCCGCCUGACCCGCCGCUCCCUGCGCGGCGGCCGCUGCAGGUAGGACCGGGGGUCCCACCGCCACCGCCACACCUGGAUGGAGGAACUGCGUCACACCUCACCCCAUGACGUCACGCCGGCCCGGGGCCGGUCCCCGGCCUGGCGCACCCCCU
Molecule: messenger RNA, 1485 nt
Organism: Passer domesticus (house sparrow)
Lineage: Eukaryota; Metazoa; Chordata; Aves; Passeriformes; Passeridae
Gene: C28H8orf58
Product: chromosome 28 C8orf58 homolog
Source: RefSeq, a predicted model, not a curated record